CCAGUUCUCCGGGUACAUAACUAGCUCUGCAGGACUGCGGGGUCACUCGUCCUUCUGCUCAGCUCCGCGCACAAUGUGUCACUCUCGCAGCUCCCUCCCCACCAUGACUGUCCUGCGAGCUCCGACCCCGGUCCUCGCUACCAGCCCGGGACCCCGACGGGGCUCCGGUCCCGAGAUCUUCACCUUCGACCCUCUCCCGGAGCCCGCGGCGGCCCCCGCCGCGCGCCCCAGCGCCUUCCGCGGGCACCGAAAGCGCAGCCGUAGGGUCCUCUACCCACGAGUGGUCCGGCGUCAGCUGCCAGUCGAGGAUCCGAACCCUGCCAAAAGGCUGCUCUUUCUCCUGCUCACCAUCAUCUUCUGCCAGAUCCUGAUGGCUGAAGAGGGUGUGUCGGCACCCCUGGCCCAGGAAGACAUCCCCAGCGCGCCAUCCCCCGCGCCCACCGUUGCGCCCCCGGUCCUCGAGCCCCUUAAUCUGACCUUGGAGCCCUCGGACUACGCUUUGGACCUCAGCACUUUUCUCCAGCAACACCCGGCCGCCUUCUAACCGGGACUGCCCACGCCCCCAAAGAAUCUGAAAAACACUGGGUGCACCUGGUGCGCGAGAGCGUAUCCCAAACUGGGACUCCCGAGGCAACUCGCACUCAGAACACUACAGCGGAGACGCCAGCCCGAGCCUGGGAGAGACAGGCACCGACACGCCCGGGGCUAGGCCGGGUGGGGAAGGAGAGCGUCGUUAACUUAUUUCUCACUGCUCCUAAUAAUAUUUAUAUGUAUUUAUGUAUGCCCCCUUAGGUGAUGGAGGGGUGUAUGUAAUAUUUAUUUUAACUUAUGCAGAGGUGCGAGAUGUGCUCCUUGCUGCAAAUGCAGAUCUCUGGGUAUUUAUUGGGCUCUGUGGGAUUGGUGGAGGCCGGCGCCCAGAAUUGAGUGAGGCUGGGAAGAGGGACGGAGGAAACCCGGGUCCGAGAAGGCUCCCGGCUUGGGAGUCAAGGACGGUGGUGGGUCGUAGUAGGUUUAGCGGGUGACAGACUCAGUCCUCCAACAUCUCAACUCUGGAGUCUACUGCGUGAGGCUUCGGCGGACCAUUGGGAAUAAGGUCCUUGGCCUUCGAUCUCCUCGAAGUUGCCCCCAACGGGUGGCUGCGGGGUCGGUGGGCUGUCAGAGGGCGGCUAUGGGGUCGCCCGGUAUGUUCUGUGAACACAAAUAAACUUGACUUACUGUCA
Hippopotamus amphibius kiboko is the source of this 1220-nucleotide messenger RNA. It is a transcript of the gene IER3, whose product is annotated as immediate early response 3. The coding region runs from base 74 to 544 and encodes 156 amino acids. The transcript has 2 exons. The record is from RefSeq and is a predicted model, not a curated record. Gene Ontology annotation, biological process: DNA damage response; negative regulation of apoptotic process. Gene Ontology annotation, cellular component: nucleus. Lineage: Eukaryota; Metazoa; Chordata; Mammalia; Artiodactyla; Hippopotamidae.